This is a messenger RNA of Phytophthora megakarya, 1416 nucleotides long. Lineage: Eukaryota; Oomycota; Peronosporomycetes; Peronosporales; Peronosporaceae. The record is from the annotation of a GenBank genome assembly.
AUGUGUAUUGAUUACCGGCUGCUGAAUUUGCUCAUUAAGCUAUCUCGCUAUCCUUUACCCUUGAUCGAGGAUCUGCUGGUAGACUUCAAGUCUGCAAUGUGGUUUAUGAGUCUCGACAUGGCGAGUGGAUUCUGGGCGGUGCGAAUGACGGAACGUGCGAAGCUGAUCUCCGCAUUUGUUUGCCCGUUCGGCCAUUUUCAAUGGCUCAGAAUGCCCUUUGGAGCCUUGCCGAAGAUUGUCAAAGGCAUAGAGGAUCUACCGUUCCCGUCGACAUACAAGGGAGUGCAGUCCUUCUUAGGAAGUCUGAACUACUACAAUAGGUUUAUUGAAGACUUACCAGUAGUUGCCGCUGUGCUCUACGAAGUAGACGAGGAACGUGUACGUGCUGGGCGGAACCUGGAAGCCGCAAAGGAGUCUUUUGAUAUACUGAAACGUAAGAUCGUGUCGACCCCGCUAUUGCGACAUCCAGACAGAACCAAGCCUUUUGUAAUAAUUCCGCAUGCCAACCCGUGGGCGGCGUGUGCAGUUCUGGGUCAAGAACAUGAAGGACUCAUACACCCCGUGCGAUUUACGGGUAGAGUGUUGAAGGAAUCAGAGCUACGCUACCACAUAGCUGAGAAGGAAGUGCUCGCAAUCUUGCGGACUCUUGAACUUUUCAGAAGCCAUGGGUCAGAAUUCCCAGUUGUGAUGUAUACGCGCUACUCGGUACUAAAGUGGUUAUUACAAUCCAACACUGCAGAUGGACGACAUCUGAAAUGGACACUGGAGAUCCAUCGGACUCAGAAAGAUAAGGACGGCCUUGCGGCUAUCCUCGGGUCGGGUAUUACUCGCAGGGAACAUUUAGAUGAAGUUGCAGAAACCCUGAUUCCCGCCAAGGGGCGUCUGAAAGUGAUGCCACCAGUGAGCCUGGAAAUGUUGGAAACAGCCUACCAAGGUUACGUCCUGAGUUUUGAUGUCGCUGCGAAGGUCUCCACUCGCCGAGGAAGUUGUGGAUGCAUUUGUCAGGGCAUGGCAGGAUACAUCCUGGAAGCUGUGACAGUCAAUGAUGCUGAAUACCAUGGUCUGAUUCUGGGACUAAAGCUCACUAUGAAAUACGAUGUCAAAGAGCUUGUGGCAGUCGGUGAUUUCCGAAUCGUCGUCCAACAGGCUCAGGGUCUCAUCAAUUGCAACCAGCCCAACCUGAAACGACGCUUAGCUGAGUAUGAAGAUCCCAGGAAGAAUUUUGUGUCGGUUAAAUUGAUUUAUGUUAAACGUGAGUUUAACCAAGCUGCCGACUACCUGACUUCUAAGACUCUUGUGCUCGGAGAAUCCUGGGAACUCAAUGACCCCGAUGAGAUAACCAGUCCGGGUAUCAGGAUGAACGGUGGAGGAGAAUCAAAGUUCACCAAGACAAAGAUGUGUGGAUUCAACAAAUGA